Messenger RNA from Juglans regia (Persian walnut), 2148 nucleotides. RefSeq names its product serine/threonine-protein kinase BSK6-like. Gene Ontology annotation, molecular function: protein binding; protein kinase activity; ATP binding. The record is from RefSeq and is a predicted model, not a curated record. Gene Ontology annotation, biological process: brassinosteroid mediated signaling pathway; protein phosphorylation. Lineage: Eukaryota; Viridiplantae; Streptophyta; Magnoliopsida; Fagales; Juglandaceae. Bases 399 to 1880 code for a protein of 493 amino acids. The transcript has 10 exons.
GCAGAAAAGCAUAAAGCAGAAAGCUGAAAGCAGAAUGUAAUGGAAAAAAAGGGUGCUUUAGGAGACACACAUGAAACGUGAGAGACUCCAUUCCAACACACAUGACAUGAGAUGAAAAAUGGGCUCUUCUGUGUGUUUUUUUUUUUUUUUCCUUCUCUGAUUAAAUCAGUAAUCCACAUUAUCACUGCUGCCACUGCUGCUUGAGAUUUAUAGACGGAGAGAGAGAGAGAGACAGAGACAGAGACAGAAGCUGAGUUCAAGGAAGCAACUUCGGAUCCAAAACCCACGCACUCGCGACUCUCUUUCAUUUUCAGGCAAAUGAGCACCGCCUAAUCCUUCUUUGACACGCCCUUUCUUAUUUGAUUUGCUCUCGACCGCUCCGAUCUCUCCUCUGUCCAAUGGGAGCCCGUUGCUCCAAGUUCUCUCUCUGCUGGUUCCACUCCCACCUUAAACCCUCCGUCCUCGAAUCCUCUGAUCUCGAUAAUGGGGGCAAAAGUGAAAAAAACUCGUGGCCGAGUUUCAUCGAGUUCAGCUACGAGCAACUCAAGGCCGCAACGUCCGGGUUCUCCUCCGACAAUAUUGUCUCGGAGCAUGGUCUCAAAGCUCCCAACGUUGUUUACAAAGGAAAGCUCGAUAAUGGCCGUUGGGUCGCCGUUAAGCGCUUCAACAAGUUGGCAUGGCCCGAUUCUCGCCAGUUCCUUGAGGAAGCAAGAUCGGUGGGGAAUCUUAGGAGUGAGCGAUUGGCGAAUCUGAUCGGAUGUUGCUGUGAAGGGGAGGAGAGGUUGCUUAUAGCGGAGUUCAUGCCCAAUGAAACGCUGGCGAAGCAUCUCUUUCACUGGGAGGCCCAGCCCAUGAGAUGGGCAAUGAGGUUGAGGGUGGCGCUUUAUCUGGCACAAGCGCUGGAAUAUUGCAGCAGCAAAGGACGGGCAUUGUACCAUGAUCUCAAUGCGUACAGGGUCUUGUUUGAUCAGGAUGGCAAUCCGAGGUUGUCUUGCUUUGGCCUUAUGAAGAAUAGCAGAGAUGGCAAGAGUUACAGCACGAACUUGGCUUUCACCCCACCGGAGUACUUGAGGACUGGUAGGGUGACUGCAGAAAGUGUGGUUUACAGCUUUGGGACCAUGCUGUUAGAUCUUCUGAGUGGGAAACAUAUCCCGCCAAGUCAUGCACUUGACCUGAUUCGUGGCAAGAAUUUUCUAAUGCUGAUGGAUUCUGCUUUGGAGGGUCAUUUCUCUAAUGAUGAUGGAACUGAGCUGGUGCGUUUAGCUUCCCGUUGUUUGCAGUACGAAGCUCGUGAGAGGCCAAAUGCUAAGUCCCUUGUCAUUGCUCUCAUGUCCCUUCAGAAAGAAACAGAGGUUCCAUCAUAUGUUUUGAUGGGUAUCCCGCAAGAAACUGCAUCCUCCAUACAGCAACUGACAUUAACACCUUUCGGUGAUGCUUGCUUGAGAAUGGAUCGUACUGCCAUACAUGAAAUAUUGGAGAAGCUGGGAUACAAGGAUGAUGAGGGGAUUGCCAAUGAGUUGCAGCUUUCUUUUCAAAUGUGGACGAGUCAAAUGCAGGAGACCUUGAAUUGUAAGAAGCAUGGAGAUACAGCCUUUCGAGCUAAGGACUUUGAGACUGCCAUUGAUCGAUAUACAAAAUUCAUAGAUGGCGGGACCAUGGUAUCACCCACUGUGUAUGCUAGGCGCUGUUUAUCUUACUUGAUGUGCGAGAUGCCGCAGGAAGCUCUUGGGGAUGCUAUGCAAGCUCAGGUGGUGUCUCCUGAGUGGCCUACUGCUUUAUAUCUUCAAGCAGCUUGUCUCUUCAAGCUUGGGAUGGAUAAUGAUGCACAAGAGACACUCAAAGAUGGCACAAACUUGGAAUCCAAAAGAAACAAAACUUAAUAGUGUAUAGAUUUUCUUUUCAGUUUUCAUUUUAGUUGCUUUUUUUUUUUCUCACUUUUUUAAUUUUCUAAAUAGUUAUGCUUAGUCUUCUGUAUCUAUCCUUCUGCUGUCUUUUGCCAUUUUGAGCUUAUUGCUGCAUCAAAAGACUCUCGGAAAAAUCACUGUUGAUUAAUUAUUAUGUUUUGGAUGUUUAUUGUAAUCAGGCAAGAGCCCACUGGUCCCUGUCAAUGAUCAUAAUGGGAAGAUCUCCGUCUUAUAGUUCUGCAAA